AUGAAGCGGCGUACUCUCCACUCGCAAAGUUUCAGUGAAGACUGGGAUAGGUGCUCAACUCUCUGUCCGAGAAUGCAAGGACUCAGCUCGCGAGCCCACGCUUUCUCGGUAGAGGCGUUAGUUGGAAAGAGUUGCAAGAGGAUGAAGGUGGAAAACGGGAAAGCAGAGAGGCCCGCAGGGAACUCUGUAACCGAGGAGGACUCAGACACACCAACAAGCACCGAUGAAAAGCAAAAGAAGAACCGCCAGAUUUCAGAGAGGCGCUCAGAGAAUGAGAGCGAGCCUGAAAAAGAGAUCCGAGUGGAACUUCAAGGGUCGGACCUGUGGAACAGAUUCCACGAGAUAGGUACAGAGAUGAUCAUCACCAAGGCUGGAAGGAGAAUGUUUCCAUCCAUCCGUGUGAAGGUUCGGAACCUGGACCCGUUUAAACAGUACUACAUCGCCAUGGACAUAAUGCCGGUGGAUUCCAAAAGAUACAGGUACGUAUACCAUAGUUCGCAGUGGAUGGUGGCAGGAAACACGGACCACUCGUGUAUCGCUCCUCGGCUGUACGUGCACCCAGACUCGCCGUGCUCCGGAGACACCUGGGCGCGUCAGAUCAUCAGCUUUGAUCGUGUCAAACUCACCAACAACGAGAUGGAUGACAAAGGCCACAUAAUCUUGCAGUCCAUGCACAAGUACAAGCCACGGGUGCAUGUCAUCCAGCACGAUUCCCGAGUGGAUUUAUCCCAGAUCCAGUCGCUCCCAGCGGAGGGCGUGUACACUUUCUCCUUCCCUGAGACACAGUUCACAACUGUCACUGCCUACCAGAACCAGCAGAUAACGAAACUGAAGAUUGACAGAAAUCCUUUUGCCAAAGGCUUCAGAGAUCCGGGCAGAAACAGAGGAGUGCUGGAUGGGAUCCUGGAGUCGUAUCCAUGGCGAAACCCAUUCAGUCUGGAUUUCAAACCCUUUACACUGGAGCUCCAAGGAGGGAGCUCCAUGUCUUCGGCAAACUGCGGCGCCGUCUCUCCUCUGAAGGGUCUCCUGCCGCACGCGUGUUCCGCCUCCUCCAAUCCUUUCAGCCUGUCCAGCCCUGACGCAGGCCUGCACAACCUCAGCGUCCCACUCUGCUAUAAGGUGUCUCCGUCUGUGGGCCCGGUCACUAACAGAGCUUACAGCAGCACUGGUCCAGACAGACUCAGAGGAUUCGCAGGCCUGCGGCCGCUGACGGACCUCUCCCUCUUUUCUGUGCUGCAUGGGAAAAAAGGAGGCCAGUGUUUCCAGAGCUCUCCCUGUCUGCUCCCUCUGCAAGGCCUUCAGAGCACCAGAGCCUCAAGCGUCUCCCAUCUUCAACAUGACACUGUAAACGCUGCCCUGACUUCACCUUACAAUCUUUACAACUACACCUUACCCAUGAGCCCCCACUUCGCCAGCGUCUCACGUCACUCAAAACUGGGCGACGGCAUGACCCUUUCACCUCCUGAGAGCCUCCUUCGCCAGAUGCCCUGGACCUCAUCGGUCGACCACUGCCUCUGA
Messenger RNA from Chanos chanos (milkfish), 1518 nucleotides. It is a transcript of the gene tbx22, whose product is annotated as T-box transcription factor 22. Lineage: Eukaryota; Metazoa; Chordata; Actinopteri; Gonorynchiformes; Chanidae. Gene Ontology annotation, biological process: cell fate specification; positive regulation of DNA-templated transcription; regulation of transcription by RNA polymerase II. Bases 1 to 1518 code for a protein of 505 amino acids. The transcript is spliced from 8 exons. Gene Ontology annotation, molecular function: DNA-binding transcription factor activity, RNA polymerase II-specific; RNA polymerase II cis-regulatory region sequence-specific DNA binding. Gene Ontology annotation, cellular component: chromatin; nucleus. The record is from RefSeq and is a predicted model, not a curated record.